UCAACGCGACAAUUUGACCGAUAUCAUCGUCAUGUCGAAGCCUACGCAUAGGCUAAACGCAAUUUAGGUUAAAUCCUCACCAGAUGUGUUAUUAUCAACUUCCUCGAUAUAAAAUGAAUAUGUCACCCGGCCAACCGUUUGCAACAUAGUCUAUCAGGUUCUUAUCCAACGCCAGCUGCGCGAUUUGAACAGAUAGAUUUCAGCAGUUUGAGGCUAGGCUACAAACGGUUUAUGAUGCGCUGUCCAUGGUGCUAAAAUUGUUUCCUCCGUUUAAGGACUUCAGUCGGAAACUGCGAUCCAGUUAAAAUGUUAAAAUGUCUUCUUCAGCUUAUUAAACUCGUCUAUUACACCGACUUAUUUGAUGUGUUUGUGCACUUAUCUAUCUUCCUGUGUUGAGUUUGGAGUGGUGCGCGUGAGGUAGCGCCUAAAGGGGUGGAACGAAGCGAAGUUCCGUGUCUCUCUCGUGAGCCAAGCUGCGUACUGGCAGUCUCACAGCGCAAUACGCUCACCGGAGAGAGCCAUACAUUUCGUGCUGUUUGUAGCCUGCUGUCUCCUGUUAACGGACUAAAAUCGCCGUUGUUUCACAGGGUAGGGACAGUUCCCCAGUAGACUACCGGACGAGAGAUGAAUCAAGCUGCGCGAGGGACUUUGCUGCUCCUCGUCUUUGUGUUGAUAAUGCAAGACUGCUUCUCCUCUAAAGGGGAGGACAGGUUGUUCAGGAGGCUGUUCCGGAGGUACAACCAGUUUAUCAGGCCGGUGGAGAACGUCUCAGACCCCGUCACCGUGGAGUUUGAGGUUUCCAUGUCACAGCUCGUAAAAGUGGAUGAAGUGAAUCAGAUCAUGGAGACAAAUCUGUGGCUGAGACACAUCUGGAACGACUACAAACUAAGCUGGGCCCCAGUAGAGUUUGAUGGGAUUGAGUUCAUCAGAGUUCCAUCCAACAAGAUAUGGAGACCUGACAUAGUGCUUUAUAACAAUGCUGUGGGAGACUUCCUGGUUGAAGAUAAGACCAAAGCUCUGUUGAAGUUUGACGGUACAGUCACCUGGGUUCCCCCUGCCAUCUUUAAGUCCUCCUGCCCCAUGGACAUCACCUACUUCCCCUUUGACUACCAGAACUGCUCCAUGAAGUUUGGCUCCUGGACCUACGACAAGGCCAAGAUCGACCUGGUGCUCAUUGGGUCAAAGGUCAACCUCAAAGACUUCUGGGAGAGCGGCGAGUGGGAGAUCAUCGAUGCUCCGGGCUACAAGCACGACAUCAAGUACAACUGUUGCGAGGAGAUCUACCCAGACAUCACCUACUCCUUCUACAUCAGACGCCUGCCUCUCUUCUACACCAUCAACCUCAUCAUCCCCUGUCUCCUCAUCUCUUUUUUAACAGUCCUGGUCUUCUACCUGCCCUCCGACUGCGGAGAGAAGGUGACCCUCUGUAUCUCUGUCCUCCUCUCCCUCACUGUGUUCCUUCUGGUGAUCACUGAGACCAUCCCGUCCACCUCCCUGGUCAUCCCCCUCAUCGGGGAGUACCUCCUCUUCACUAUGAUCUUCGUCACUCUCUCCAUCGUCAUUACCGUGUUCGUCUUGAACGUACACUAUCGUACACCAAUGACCCACACCAUGCCGGGCUGGGUCAGGUCCGUCUUCCUCAGGGUGCUACCAAGAGUCAUGCUGAUGAGACGGCCCAUAGACCAGGACGGCAAGGCCCUCUGUUCAGACAGCGGGGAGGAGAGAGGAGGAGGAGGAGGUGGAGGAGGGAAAGGAGGAAAGAAGAGGAAGAAUAGUCUGACG
Molecule: messenger RNA, 1782 nt
Organism: Oncorhynchus tshawytscha (Chinook salmon)
Lineage: Eukaryota; Metazoa; Chordata; Actinopteri; Salmoniformes; Salmonidae
Product: neuronal acetylcholine receptor subunit alpha-3-like
Biological process (GO): monoatomic ion transmembrane transport; chemical synaptic transmission; regulation of membrane potential
Cellular component (GO): postsynaptic membrane; synapse; neuron projection
Molecular function (GO): acetylcholine-gated monoatomic cation-selective channel activity; transmembrane signaling receptor activity
Source: RefSeq, a predicted model, not a curated record